Melampsora larici-populina 98AG31 is the source of this 801-nucleotide messenger RNA. RefSeq lists its product as uncharacterized. NCBI's taxonomy places the organism in Eukaryota, Fungi, Basidiomycota, Pucciniomycetes, Pucciniales, Melampsoraceae. The transcript has 2 exons. The record is from RefSeq and is a predicted model, not a curated record. The coding region runs from base 1 to 801 and encodes 266 amino acids.
AUGGGUGAAAUGAACUGGCCCAAAGUGUUGGUACUCCACGACAUCGAAUAUCACAUUGUCUCGCGCGGUUUCUGGAGUUACAACCAUUAUUGGUGCAAGCUGGUUAGACAUGUUGAUGGUGCACGUGGUAUAUGGUUUUUCGACGACCGCAAAGAUGAUGGGCGGGCCCAGUUAAUUGGCCGCGAUUCGAGCUUGAUCGCAGGAGCCCAACCGUCCACCAGCUGGCUCAUCUACGCAAGAAAACCAACUGGUGAUGAGCAGAAGUUAAUCGACGCUGGAAUAGCCAAAACCACUCACAAGAACCCGGAAGCUGUGGGCGAUGUGCCAUUUGUCUCUCCAGAAGAUUUGAUUGGGGUGGAAGAUCAAAUGGACGAAGAUACGAAGAGUACCCGCUUACCCCCUCCUUUGAGCUCUAUGCCACCCGAAACGAUUACGAAACCGGUGGUCAACAGCUCCGUUUGUAGGAACAAGGCCAAGGAAGCUUUUGCCGCGGCGAAGAUUAAGACAGAACCCGGUAUAUCGACAGGGAAACUAUUCCGUGACAAAGGUGGUGAUCAUCUGCCUGCUGAGGAGCCUCUGUUGCAAAACGUGUCGUUGGGACAAGCGUUCACUUUUGGUGACAUCCCGGAUGACGAAGGAGAGCGUCCCAACUUGCAAGGCACCGACUCUGGACAAUCCCUGCGCCUUCGUAUCAAGCGUCCCGCAGCAGCAAGGGCUGAACAUCUGCAAGAGGCGAAAAAGGAGGCUAGCCAACCAAAGGCUAAAGCCAAGGCUAAGGCCAAGGGGAAGAAGAAAAAGUAG